AUGUCGGGCCAACCAGAAGGAGUGGUCUGGUUUACCAAAAAGCUUUUCUCUGUUUGGUGGGACUCAAUGCUACAUAUUAGCGAUGAGGAUCGUAUGAAAGAGCUCAAGCGAGAAGGGGAGGACUUUUAUAGGUUUCUUUGGGUUGACAUCACAGUCAACGCGAAAGUCGAAGACAAAGACAAGCCAAAGAAGAAGCACCCGCGCACUGAAUUUGCUGUCGGAGGGGCGACGGCAAGCUACGACAAAAUCUCAGCUCUAUGGAAAUAUGUUCGCGCAGCCGGAACAGGCAUAUUUGGUACACUUCCCCAUGCCGACUCCCGAGGAGCGAUUCCUGUGGCUGGACCUCACCUAUGCAAUUCGUGGGUAUACCUCCCACAGUGUUGGAACUGCCCGUGGCCGUACGAAGAUUUGGUCCAGCUGACCCGACUGGAUUUCAAACAUCGAUUUGUUCAGAUUCCGUUCGCCAUCCCGUACAACUCAAAGCUUUAUCCCCAGCCGGAAAGAGAUCUUUUGCCGGAGCAAAUUGACAGAGCUGGGCUCGAGAUCAUGCCGGAAAAGACCAUCGUGGACAACGUACUGCAUCCGAUCUUGCAAACACGAACCCGGUUCACGAAGAAGAUACUUGGUGAGAAGGCGACUAAUUCGGAUGGGGAGCCUUCUCACGAGGCUCUUUUCCAAGGCUCAGACGCAGAAACAAAACGAGCCAAGGACGAUCUCCGCAAAUGGCUGGAUAGCUGCAAAAGCAAAGGUCCACAAGAUCAAUUGGCCAAGGCCAGAGACCUCGAUGCAUUAGCCAAGAAGUACAAUGUUGAUCGCAAUCCUAAAUACUAUCGUGCGGAGGUCGACCAAGAAGAUCUCAGCAAAAGCCCCAGCGGCACAUUCCAGGAAUCUCUGAAAAAAUGGAUGUUGGAUUUCUGGGCUGAAAACCGGCCACAUCUCUUUAGAACUCAGAAACAUGCAGCCUCCGCCGCGCUAGUCGCAGAGAAAUGGUCGCAGGAGAUAGCUGAAAAGCCUGAGUUCAAAAAUCUUACUGUUCAAAGUCUUUUGGAACAAAGAGACACUGGAGAACGUGAGAGAUUAGUCAAGGCGCUCUUCGACGCGAUCAAUGCCGGGCCCACGGGUUGGAAGGUCAUUCCCAAGCCCAAACUCAGUCCUGUGGAUUCUUUCAGUGCUGCCAUCACAGAGAUGAGAGCUUUCUUGAAACUUGACUUUGGGGACGUCUUCGAAUUCAACCUGGGAAAAUGGGUGCUGAAAAUGGCAGACUGGAAUCAGUUUGGUAAAUGGAUAUACCCAGACUGCCCGGUGCAGCCCAAAGACGACGAGUUGGUUGGUCUGCCAAAGUACACCCCAUGGCCUUGGUAUCAGCGACGGACAUUGCUCUCCUCUCCUGGCGGUCAGCCUGAUAGUAUUGUGACCGGCCACAUUGACUUCACCACGAACCCUACCUUUGGCCUGGGUCUUGCCCAUGCGGACGUGACGCUCCGACUGGACGUUACUGAAUUGAUGUGCAUUCUGCCUAUGCCAGGGGAGGUAUACACCCGUCAAGGGGAAGAAGAAGUUGGGUACCAGAAUGUCUCUGCAAAAGGCGAGAAAGGACGACCAAUUGACUUUUACAGUCGUGACCUUGUUCUCGCCUUUCCCGCUAGGGAGGUGAAGACCAGCUCUGCGACAAAGGACAUGACACCAGGUCAUGGAGUUAUCACUUACAAUGGCAAGAAUUUCCCUGAUAUCAUCAAGCGCGAGUACGGCUUGGUCAUGAACUACAAUAUCACCGAGUCGACCCCAUGGGAGAAACAACUUGCGCUUUUCAUGUUUCAGAUCCUGGCCGUCGCAGCGGAUGCUAUUCCCGUCGUGGGACCUCUCGUUUCAUUUAUCAUCUACAUGGGAGUACGAGAACUCGAGCCCGCCAGUGUUUGCGUUGCUGUAUUCUCAGAGAAGUCAUGUGGCGAAGUACAAGACGAAGGUAGCGCCGAAGUUCAAUUUCAAAUUGACCCUCUGAGCGCGGCUACAGGCACAAAUUGA
Messenger RNA from Aspergillus fijiensis CBS 313.89, 2022 nucleotides. RefSeq lists its product as uncharacterized. NCBI's taxonomy places the organism in Eukaryota, Fungi, Ascomycota, Eurotiomycetes, Eurotiales, Aspergillaceae. The record is from RefSeq and is a predicted model, not a curated record. The transcript has 3 exons. Bases 1 to 2022 code for a protein of 673 amino acids.